This is a messenger RNA of Neoarthrinium moseri, 534 nucleotides long. RefSeq lists its product as uncharacterized. The transcript has a single exon. Bases 1 to 534 code for a protein of 177 amino acids. Lineage: Eukaryota; Fungi; Ascomycota; Sordariomycetes; Amphisphaeriales; Apiosporaceae. The record is from RefSeq and is a predicted model, not a curated record.
AUGUUCCUAGAUCUAGAAAUCAACGUUGCGGAGGUUCUUCCUCUGUACCAGUUGCUUAUGUCAGAGUAUCAAAACCCCGAUGCUGAGCCUUGCCUGUUUGACAAUGUCCGCAAGGCCUUUUUCAAUAUGAAGUACGGGUCUUUUGCCCGGAAACCCCCCGAAUAUCAGAGGAAUUUUAUAGAGAACGAGCUCAAGCUGCGGCAAGUCGACGCUGGCCGGGAUUUCCUGGAAACAAUGAUCAAUGUACCCAUUUUCCCGGCUUUUCCGAGAAGGAUGCACAAGCGUUUCCAGUGGAAGAGACGCGGGCUCACGACUCUCGAGCAGCGUAGCCGCGUUGCCCUCGAGGCAUCGCUGCUCUACUCAUGGAUCUCUUGCUUCCAUCUCUUCUGCCAGGAGGGGUCUGAGACUGUGUUUGAGAUCAUGAUGAGGGAUAGCGCGCCGCAUGAUUUCUCGACAUGGAAGACGAACUGCCCUCAAAUCGCAAUUGAUGAGUUGGGUCUAGACGGAACAAUUCGGGAGUUUACGAUUGUCUGA